Molecule: messenger RNA, 1917 nt
Organism: Homarus americanus (American lobster)
Lineage: Eukaryota; Metazoa; Arthropoda; Malacostraca; Decapoda; Nephropidae
Product: beta-1,4-glucuronyltransferase 1-like
Exons: 8
Coding region: 10-1509 (499 amino acids)
Source: RefSeq, a predicted model, not a curated record
GUGAGGAAGAUGGCGGCACCGCGAUGGUUGUUAACGAGAGCGUCAAUGUUCCUGAACGUUGCGUUGGUGAUCUGCCUGUUCGUCUACACCUCGCCCCCCACUCCUGCAGACGUACUCCAAGUCAGUUCUCCUCACAGCCUACUUGUGUCGAAGCAGUACGAAUCGGCAAUAACGUCAAGUGGUGUUACCAAGUUAGCCACUAAGGAUCUAACCACCCCUGGUUCAGUUCCUUCUGUCGGGUUGUCACUGGAGACGCCACUGGACUCCCUGGAGCGCAAGAUGUAUCCAGAACUGCAUGAAUGUUCCAAUUGGCCAAAGCACCCCAUUACUUACAACCGAGGUGAUUACUGGAUUCUGGAGAACUACAUUCUUGCCACAGCCUCCUUUCUGUGUAACGAGUCGGUCACCUACAGUACGCAUGGUGAUUUCACCUACCUUGAAAACCUUAAGAUCCUCGCCGAACGCUGGAAGGGACCCAUUAGUGUGGCGGUGUAUGCUCCUGGGGACGACUUCAACUCCACGGUCAACAUUAUACUUUACCUCCGUGAGUGCUGGGACCAACGCAUAAAACAACAAGUUACCUUCCACAUUUACUUUCACACUUCUUUUACACCAAAACAGGUACCACCGAGUGAGGCCCUCUUACAAAGAGUAGUGAACUGCACGUCAGAUAUUCCGAGAUGGACCAACAUCACCACCUUCAGGAAAACGAAACAGCUCCUCUACCCAGUCAACGUGGGGAGGAACGUUGCCAGACAAGCUUCUCAGACCUAUUUCGUCUUUCCUUCUGAUAUCGAGCUGUAUCCUUCCAUCAAUUUUAUCCCAGGCGAGACAACCUCAGAUAUCGUUAUUUGGCCAUCCUCAACCGUCGGGUCUCCAGGUAAGAUUAUCCCCGACAUAGGUUGCUACUCCGCCUCCUUUCCUAAUGUGCCUAAUGAUAUCCCAGAGUUUAUCAAGAUGCUCAAAAAACCUGAUGUGUCGAACAGUACAAAUCACCGAGUAUUCGUGUUCUCCAUUUUUGAAGUGAAGAAAGAUGUGAAGCCUCCCGAGACAAAGAGCAAGCUUAUCGAGAUGCUGAAGGGGAAAAAAGCCUUCCACUUCCAUAAGAACAUCUGUCCCAAGUGUCAUGCAGUACCCAAGUCCAUGGAGUGGAUGAACGCGCCUAUACGACCAGGCAUGUCUGUGUUUCAUAUCGGGAAGCGGAAUCCUCCUCACCACAACCAAUGGGAGCCCAUCUACGUUGGCACCAAUAAAGAACCUUUGUAUGAUGAAAGGCUCUCUUGGGAGGGCAAGAGUGACAAAAUGACGCAGAUGUUCAUCAUGUGUUUGAAAAACUAUGAGUUUCAUAUCCUGGACAAUGCCUUCCUGGUGCACAAGCCAGGCAUCAAGACGAAUACCAAGGACGUGUUCAGAAACAAAGUGACGGCCAGACAAAACUCACUACUCAGCAAAGAAAUCCGACCCCAGUAUAAAAGUGUUUUUGGUUUGAGCAAAAACUGUACUGUGUAAGUAAACGGACCGCUUGUGUUGUUCAACAGUGUGGUCGGUGUGAACAGUGUGAACAAAACUAGAUUUUAUUCAUGGUCAACGCAGUGUGUUAUAUACGACCAACAUUACAACUCUUCAGUUUCUACAAAACCUGUUUUGCACAGUAUGAAUGAAAUAAAGUUGCUGUUGCUUAUGUAAAGACAAAUUUACAAUUUUAAUUCGAAGCAAAAACACUUUAUUUGAAUAAGCGCAAGUGAACCAAAUCCAUCACCGUUAAAGACUACAAAUGUGACUGAGACAGACAACACUGUUUACUGAGAGACGCUCAUUGAAGUUGACAAAUCAAUUUAUUUAUGGAAAAAAUUACACUUUUGUUGUCGUCUUGAAAAUAUUCUACAUAAAUAGAACUGAAUCAUAUUGUGUAGAGAA